Molecule: messenger RNA, 2358 nt
Organism: Ostreobium quekettii
Lineage: Eukaryota; Viridiplantae; Chlorophyta; Ulvophyceae; Bryopsidales; Ostreobiaceae
Source: the annotation of a GenBank genome assembly
AUGCCGGGCGCCGCCUCCGGGCGGCAAUGGGCGAUCGGAUGCCCGAUCGCGGCGCCGGCGCCCCGGGCGCCCGCCGGGAUUCGGUCGCUGGGAUUGGUUCCCUGCGUUCGGCGGGAAAGGCUGAGGGGCGGAUCUUUUGGGAUUGCGAGGGCGUGGGGGAGGCAGGCGGGGCGUGAAGUGACUCCCGCGGUGCCCAGAGGGAAGAAGCCGAAGGUCGUCGUGCCCCGCCGCAAGAAUGAACGCAUGCUGUCAGAAGGUGUGUCCCCGCUGCCGCUGCCACCUCCUGGGCCAAUCCGAACGAUCGGGAUCCUUGCCAGUGGCCUUGCCUUGGUCCUGGCGAUGGGCGCAGCUGUUGCCAAAUUCUUGAGCUGGAGGGCAGUGGGGCGGGCCAAUGCACAGCUUGAACUGGUGGAACAGCAGGCGACGAUCUGGCAGUCCAGGCUGGAUGAAUCAAAGGGCGAAUGGCAGGACAGGCUGGAUGAGAUGAGGCAGCAGCUGGAGAAGGACCAUCAGGAGAAUCUGGUUACCCAGCUUGACAUGAAGGAUGCCGAGUUUGCCACAGUGCUGCUCAAAACUGAGGAAGGUGUGCGGAAGGAGGUUGAGGACUUGUACAAGUCCAAGAUGCAGGACUUGAGGGAUGAGGAGAGGACAAAGAUGGAGGUCGUGGAGAAGAAGGCAGAGGAUGCCUCCUUGAGGGAAAGGGAUCUGAAGGAGCAGCUGGUGAAAAGCGCGGAGAAAAUGGAGGCCAUGGAGGCGGAUGGGAAGGCAAGGGUGAGGCGGGCUGAGAAGAGAGCCGAAGAAGCCCUGGCAAGCGAAAAGGCCCUGACGGAACAGAUGCGGGAAACUGUGGAGCAGAUGGCAGUCUUGGAAAGUGAUGCAAAUGAACGGGUCAGAGAUGCCGAGAAGAGGGCGGAGGAGGCGCGGGCAAGGGAGAGGGCGUCUGUGGAGGAGCUGAGGAGGGGAACGGAGAAAAUGAAGACGAUGAAGGGGGAUGAGGAGGCGAGGCUGAAGUUGGCAGAGAAGAGGGCGGAAGACGCACUGGCAAGGGAACGGACGUCCUCAGAGGAGCUCCGGCAACAGUUCACUGAACUGCAGAACCUUCAAAAGGGUCUGCUCAAGCGGGAAGGCGAGCUGGAUGAGAAAAUGAAGCUGUAUGAAGACAGGCUGGUGGCAGGCCAGCAGGCCCAGGGAGAGGUUAAGAGGCAGAGGACAGAAAUGGUGGCACUUAGACAGGAGAUACAGGACCUGACAGAUAUUGUCAAGCAAAAGGAUGAGGAGAUGGCCUCCUUGCGGUCUUCACAGUCAAGGGUGACGGGUGCAAGCCAGGCACAGACUGGAGGCACCAAACAGGCGGAAGGAAUUGCAAACAUCGUUUCGAGGGGACCACUUCUGCCCCUGAAAGACAGGACAGAAUCAGAGGCGACCAACAGCAUUGUCGAAGCUCCACCAGGCUUAAGACAGGGACUGGAGCCAUCAGAAAAAGCAUUGGAUGAGGCUGUAGACAUGGAAGAGGGAAGCACAGAUGCAGAACCACCUUCCAGUGCCACAGGGGGUGAGAUUCGGAUAAUUGCAGCAGGGGCAACAGUUCCGCACAUCUUGAAGGUUGACAAAGGCGGCGAGGACGCAUUUUUUGUGUCUGGUGCGGGCCUGGGAGCUUUCGGGGUUGCGGAUGGGGUGGGCGGGUGGGCGGCAGAUGGCAUUGACCCGGCGCUCUAUUCGCGGACCCUAAUGGGCCAUGCCGCAUCACGAGUCGAGGGUAAUGGCCGAGUGCUCAGUGCCAUCGACGUGGUGGAGUUUGCGCAUCAGUCCACCAAGGUUGAGGGAACCUCGACGGCGAUUGUGGCAGUGAUGAAGCCUGAAGGGCGGCUGGAGAUUGCCAACAUUGGGGACAGUGGCGCCCGAGUGUUCAGGGGCAGCCAGUGUCUGUUCUCAACAAAAGUACAAGAGCACGAAUUCAACAUGCCCUACCAGCUGGGCGACCCAGACAUCCUUGAGGCAGCAGACACGCCCAGCGAUGCUGCCGUGGACGAACUCCCACUGCAGCCUGGAGACGUGGUCGUGAUGGGCAGCGAUGGCGUAUUUGACAACCUGUGGGUCGAGGACAUUGGCAAGAUGGUGAGCGAGAGCCUGGCCUUGCACGGGGGAAGGAUGGGCCAGCGGGAGGCGCAGGUCCUGGCCAACAAAAUCGUAGAGAGCGCUCAUGAGAAUGCGGGCAGCGCCGAGACGCGCACGCCCUGGGCUGUGGAAGCGGCGUCCAGGACUGAGGCUUCGCUUUUUGAUCGGCUGUUCCCAAGGGGUGGCAAGAUGGACGAUUGCACUGCUGUCGUCGCUGUUGCCCAGAGAGCGCCCUCGACUUGA